Messenger RNA from Zerene cesonia (dogface butterfly), 1071 nucleotides. RefSeq names its product prolyl 4-hydroxylase subunit alpha-1-like. Gene Ontology annotation, biological process: peptidyl-proline hydroxylation to 4-hydroxy-L-proline. The record is from RefSeq and is a predicted model, not a curated record. Gene Ontology annotation, cellular component: endoplasmic reticulum. The coding region runs from base 71 to 355 and encodes 94 amino acids. Lineage: Eukaryota; Metazoa; Arthropoda; Insecta; Lepidoptera; Pieridae. Gene Ontology annotation, molecular function: procollagen-proline 4-dioxygenase activity. The transcript has 3 exons.
CUUGUUGCAGAAACAAGAGAGUGCAUUCGAAAAGUUCAACGGCAACAGGAUUGCUACAGUUUUAUUCUAUAUGUCGGACGUGGCGCAGGGCGGCGCGACGGUGUUCACGGAGCUGGGGCUGAGCGUGUUCCCGGUGCGCGGCGCGGCCGUGUUCUGGCUCAACCUGCACCCGUCCGGCGAGGGCGACCUGGCCACGCGCCAUGCCGCCUGCCCGGUGCUGCGCGGCUCCAAGUGGGUAUGCAACAAAUGGAUUCAUCAAGGUGGUCAAGAAUUUAUUAAGCCGUGCAACUUAGAGUAUCAGACAGAAGGCAUGCGACGCAAAAUCCCGAAACCAGUGCCUAAAUCGUCUAGAUAGGUGAACAUUUUACACGUUUUAAAGAAACUGUUAUUAAAGAAAAAACUAUGAAGUGAACGCGUCAAGGGUUUAUAGAAAAUUAGGGCUUUACUCACGGUAUCCUUUUUACUAUAUAUUUAAUACCUUAUUCCCAGUGCGAUGAUGAAUUAGAUAUUUAAUUGUCAUAUUGAAAUUCCUAGUUGUAGCAGUUUAAAUAUUCGAAAAUUUCUUGCCCUAUAAUGUAUAUGUUAUAGAUUUUUAAACAAAGCUACAAAACCAAUAUAACAAUGCGAGGCUUGAUUUAUCUGUGUUUUGUUUUAAGUUCUAGAGAAUCUAAUAAUAUAUUUUAAAUAUAGCUAAUAUAUGGCCAUCUUGCGCAUUUAUUUACUCGGUUACGAUUGCACUAUUGUAUCGAAUCUUGCACUUGUGACGUGUUACUAUUUUUUUCUAAUGAAAUGAAUUAGGUAUAUGAACUGUAUUAUAUCAUUAUAUAUUCUUAAAUGCCAAUCGGUCUUAAUCAUAAUAUUGUAAUUAUUGAAAGAUGGCUUUUCCUUUUUUAGGGUAGUAGUCAUUGUCAGUCCUUUUAUAAUAUAUACUAUAUACGUAAGUAAGAGCUAAUGAACAUUUAUAUUAUAAGUAAGUAAUUAAAUAGAAACGCUGAAUGUGUUGUUUAUAUCAAACAUUGAAACGCAUUCGUUCGUGUUAACAAGUCAAUAAAUUGUUCAAUGUUUUUAAUU